This is a messenger RNA of Saxophila tyrrhenica, 3147 nucleotides long. RefSeq names its product tubulin-dependent ATPase kip3 (gene KIP3). Gene Ontology annotation, molecular function: microtubule motor activity; ATP binding; microtubule binding. The coding region runs from base 1 to 3147 and encodes 1048 amino acids. The record is from RefSeq and is a predicted model, not a curated record. Gene Ontology annotation, biological process: microtubule-based movement. The transcript has 2 exons. NCBI's taxonomy places the organism in Eukaryota, Fungi, Ascomycota, Dothideomycetes, Mycosphaerellales, Extremaceae.
AUGGCCGCUGGCAUAACCGACGGCGCGUCCAGCAUCAAUGUCACAGUUCGAGUACGACCAUUUACGAUACGAGAGGCGGCACAACUUACCAAGAGCGAAGAUGGGCCGUUGUUCUUGGGAGAUGGGUCGCUGGCGGCCCUCCCAUCAGCGCCGAAGCUGGGACAGAAAGGGCUGCGGAGUGUGAUCAAGGUGAUGGAUGAGAAGUGCUUAGUCUUCGACCCGCCCGAAGACAAUCCCGUGCAGCGAUUCAGCCGAACAUUCAACCCCGGCGGCAAGCGAACGAAGGACCAGACAUUCGCCUUCGACAAGGUCUUUGACGAGAACACCACACAAGGCGAUGUAUACGAGGCGACCACGAAGAACCUGCUCGACUCGGUAUUGGACGGCUACAAUGCUACAGUCUUCGCAUACGGUGCAACAGGAUGCGGCAAGACACACACAAUCACCGGCACUGCGCAACAACCUGGCAUAAUCUUCAUGACCAUGCAGGAGCUGUUCGAAAAGGUCGACGACCUGCAAUCAGAGAAGGAGAGCGAAAUAACACUUUCCUACCUUGAGAUUUACAACGAGACGAUCCGCGAUCUGCUCAACCCCAACACAAACCCGAAGCAGGGCCUGAUGCUGCGCGAGGACGCAAACCAAGCAGUAUCAGUCGCUGGACUGUCAUCACACAAGCCGCAGAGCGUGCAAGAAGUCAUGGAUAUGGUUAUUCGAGGGAAUGCUAUGCGCACACAAUCGCCAACCGAAGCCAAUGCUACUUCUUCUCGCUCGCAUGCUGUGCUGCAGAUCAAUGUCAGCUUAAAAGACCGCAAUGCUUCAACGAUGGAGCCAGUGACGAUGGCUACACUUUCCAUCAUCGAUCUGGCAGGCUCCGAGCGCGCAUCAGCCACGAAGAACCGUGGUGAGCGUCUGCUUGAAGGCGCCAAUAUCAACAAAUCUCUUCUGGCUCUUGGAUCCUGCAUCAACGCUCUCUGCGACCCGCGCAAGAAGAAUCAUGUCCCAUACCGAAACUCCAAACUCACACGAUUGCUGAAGUUCAGUUUGGGUGGCAACUGUCGCACAGUUAUGAUUGUGUGCGUCAGUCCGAGCAGCCAGCACUUCGAUGAGACACAGAACACGCUUCGCUACGCCAACCGCGCCAAGAACAUCCAAACGAAGAGCGUGCGCAAUGUCUACAACGUCGACCGCCAUGUCAAAGACUACCUCAAGAAGAUCGAUGAGCAGAUGAACCGUAUCAACGAGCUCACAGCGCAGCAAAAGCAGUACGAGGAGAUGGCGUGGGUGAAGUUCCGCAAGGCAGAAACGAAGCGGAGAGAGCUUGCGCAUGAUGGUGUUGCGAGGAUACGAGCGGCUUAUGAUCAUUCGGCUGAAGAGCGGAGGGAGCGCAUUGCGAACCUCAAGCGGCUGCGGCAGGUGGAGAGAAGGAUCGGUGCUAUCAGCGGCUGGGUUGGAGCUUUCGACCAGGUCUGCGAGACGAGAGAUGACGAGGAGCCACCUGCUUCGCUUGUAUCGAUGCGGAAGACAGCGCAGGGCAUCCUGGUGGAGUUGGAGGGUAGUCGGCAGCAUUUCCACCAGCGACUGUCGAAGAACAACUGGACACGAGCACUGGACACUGCGUUACAAGAUGGCUUGCGGCAGCUGCAGAGUCUUGACGGGGCAACGGCUGAUGGUGCUGAGGAAACAAAUCUCAAGAAAGAAGUGGAGUUGUUGAAAGGCCGAGCAGAUCUCGAAGCGCAUCUGUCUGUUCUGGAGCAGGAGAAGGCUGGCGAGGCUGGGCUGAUGCAAGUCAUGCUUACUGCGCAGUUCGAAACCAUUGCCAUCCUCAACCAGAUCUUACAGAUGAGUGAGGAAGAGGCGAUCCAAGCUGCUCGAAAUGUCUUGGGCAAGCUCCUCACUUCCUGCACAGAAGCGACGAGCCAAGUCAUCAAGCCAGAUGGAGGACUUCAAAUCACCGAAGCAGUUCCUCCUACUCGUGGCGGUACUCCAAGGAAGCGAAAGCAAGUGCCUCUGAUGGGACCAAGCCCACUCAAGAACAAGAUCCGGCCUUCCCCAUCGUUCCCAGCGGCUUCAGCAAUACCACCACACAUGUCAUCCGAGCUUCAGCCUUCACCGCGCAUGCUUUCCAGCCCCGUACGAGCGAACUCAUCUCCUAGGCGGAGAGUCAAGCUCGGUGGCGCCCGAAAGGGUGUUGCAUUUACCGGCACUCCAAAGAAGAAGUCUCCCACCAAGAAGCGGGCUGUACGUUGGCGAGACGAUACGGAUGAUGGCGCGCUGGUAGAGUUUCAGGCUACGCCGAAGGCAUUCGACAGCACGCCUGAUGGGGAGAGCAACAACAGCUUCAACAGCACCGAUCUCCCGUCUGCUCCUCCAACGUUCUCAGCGAGCCUCGAAGGCGAGCAGGGCUCCUCACCGAUUCCUGCGCCACCCGUAGUGAGCAGUGAUGUUCGUAAGAUGAAUACUACUGGCUCGGGACGCUUCGCAGCAGGCUUUCUGUCAAAGAAAGGAGAUGGCUCACCACAAUCUCUCGGCCCGCCGCCAGCAUCACGCUACAACAACUUCUCCAGCGAAGACGAGAGCAGCCCUUUGCGAGAGAUGUCUGCCAAUAGCGCUCCACGCCCCGGCAACACCGCUCCUCCACCCACCACUACCCUCCGAAACAACACAUCAGCAGACCAGGACACCGCCUCCGUCACCUCCAACUCCGACGCCGAAGGCAGUGGCAGCGGCAAAACUUUCCCCCACUCCAAAGAAGACGCCGCCUCCCUCCGCUCCGCCAUGAGACUCUCCCGCACCUCCUCCCAGUCUUCCAAAUCGCGCACCUCCAACACUUCCCGCGAGAGCGUCCACCGUCGUCGCUCUCCCACCGCAACGUCGCCUCCUCCUGAGUCGAAUUUCUCAGCUUCUCAUGCGCGAAGGAUGGUGAAGUCCGAACGCGAGGAUGCGCUAAGGUCAGUUCUGAGUCCAAGGACGGCGCCGGUUAGUAAAGGCCAGGGACCGGUUGGGGUCAGGCGGAGUAUGGUGGAGGGGAGUAUGGGACGGGAGAAGGAGGGGCCGCCGGCAGGGAAGGGACAUGUGAGGCAGAGUUCUGUUGUGCCUGGGAGUGCAUCGAGGGUGGGUGGGGGUGGGAGUAAGGCUGCUUGGAGAUAG